GCGAUACGAGGUCAGUAAUAGCUGGCUGCUACAGCUGUGUGCAUGUUGGCUGUAUAGCGAAAAAUUAUUUUUUAUCUCAUAUUUAAUCUGUGACAUUCGAAAUCAUUAAAAUGAAAAUAAAAUCAGAAUUGCUGUUACAACCAACAGAAGAGUUAUCCAAGGAGAUAAGGAUCGAAUUGAAAGAAGACAUCACUACCAGGGACCGCGACCUCGCCGCCAUCAAGGAAUGGCUCAGGAAGGAACCACACCUACCUAACGAAUGGGAGGACAAUCCUUUGAUGACGUUCCUCCGUGGUAGUAGUUUCUCCUUGGAGAAGUGCAAGCGUAAACUGGACAUGUACUUCACAAUGCGUGCCGCUUGUCCGGAGUUUUUCACCAAUCGAGAUGCUUCAAGCCCUGCGUUAAAAGAAAUCCUUAAAAAUAAACUACAAGGGCCAGCCCUACCAGGUGUCACGCCAAAAGGCAGACGAGUCACAAUAUGUCGUGGUCUGUACCCAACUCUCGACUCCCAGCAAAUCACGGACACCUUGAAGCUAGCUCUCAUGAUUGGUGACGUCAGACUCGUGGAGGAAGUCGUGGGUGUUGCUGGUGACAUCUAUGUGCUGGAUGGUGCUGUGCUGGGACCGAGCCUGCUGGCCAGGCUUUCGCCGUCCAUCAUUAAGAAGUUUAUGAUUUGCGUUCAGGAAGCAUACCCAGUAAAGCUAAAGGAAGUCCAUAUUAUAAAUACUUCACCGGUCGUUGAGAGAUUUGUCAAUUUAGUGAAACCAUUCCUGAAAGAGAAGAUCAGGAAACGAAUUUUUAUUCACAAAGAAGUAAAAGAUCUUUACAAGUACGUUCCUCAAGAGAUGCUGCCAAAGGAAUACGGCGGUCAAUGUGGCACUAUGGAUGAACUUCAAGAGAGAUGGACGCAGAAACUAAUAGAAUACAGGGAUUGGUUCAAGCUGCAAGAUGCGCUGAUCGCAAAUGAAAGCCUCCGACCUGGGAAGCCAACCAACUAUGAUGAACUCUUCGGCAUCGACGGCUCUUUCAGACAACUUGCUAUCGACUGAUGCUUCAGAUAUAUAAUAGCACAUCUCGCUCUUUCUUAUGUCUCCAGAGCAUUUUGCUUAAAUUUGUUGUCCUACUCACUUUAUUUAAAAAAGGACAUGGGAUAUAUUAUACAAACUUUAAAAAAAAAUUAUAUUAAUUAGUAAUCAUAAAGUCCACACUGGCCCGCACUUAGAGAUCUAAGACACCUAGGUAAUUUGACAUUUCAGGGCCCCCCAUCCGAAGCGAUUAGAGUAAAAUUUUAUCCUUUUUGGCUGGGGCCCCUCGGCUGGCUGGGGCCUUGGGUCCACAUGACAUAAUAGUUAAUAAUAUUAAAUUUAUAUAAUCGACAUCAAUUAACACAGUCAACAUUUAGGAUAGAAUAUUAAAUAUGUGAUUUUCUUGAUAACCAAUAAACAAGUUUUAAAUAUAUUUGGUAGUGAUUGCUAGAUAUUACAUCCGUUACGAUAAUAGAUUUAUAAUACCUUAAUUCCCUUAAUUUGAUUGAUAGCGUUAAUCUAAAUAGUUAAAUGUUAUGGUUAGGCAUGUACAAAUUUCAAGAACACAAGUCUUUAUUUAUUCGCUACCAACUUUUGUGAUAUAUUGUUUUUAUAUAAUACUAUUUGAUAUCAAUAUUUCCGAAUAUUAGAAGCAGUAGAUGGUUUUUAUGUAGACAAAGUAUAUUUCAUAUAAAUACUGAAUGUCAUGACUAAGUACUCAUCGUUUCACGUUGGUUAGGUUAGUAUUUAGGUACAGUAUAUACUUUAAAACAUAUUUCAUUCAUGACUAAAUUUUAGAUAGAUAAUAUGUAUACAUACGAAUGACAAUUCGUCAUGGCUUAUAUACAAUAUGAACAAAUGAAUAGUUUUACACUAAGAUAAUCCUCUCGAUCCGACGAAUGAGGUUCAUGAUUGUAUUAUAAAUUUACCUAAAUUUUCCUCUAAUUUGCCUGAAGGCUGACAUAAUACUACUAAUUUUUUUUCUAACCCAUACAUAAACACAAACAUCUCAACAAAAUAACAUUAAUACAGUACGAUUAAUUGUAUCGGACAACACAUGUAAUAUGUCUUAACGUUAUAUUGUCGCAUCUACUAUUGUACGUAUUUGUUAGGUCGGAGCUUUUCUGCGUCUUUUUACUAAGAAAUGAAUGAAAACAGCGCCAUCUAGUGACAAUAAUCGGAAUUCGAAAUUUGAAAUUUAAUAUCGCAAUUAAUGUCGCUAUCGAAUAAAUAAUAAAAACUCGCAAUAGGAACUCUGUAGGAAAUAAUUGAAAACUCGAGUCGAUUAAUAAAUGUCAGAAUCUAUAAUAACAUCAAUGAGACAAUAUAACGGGGUCCAGUAAUAUACCUCAAUACAGUGUUGCAGAACUAUCGAUAAUUGACCUCGAAAACUAUUCAGGAUAUCGACAGCACUAUCGAAAGUAUAGUCAAGUCAAUAUCGAUGGUAUCGAUAGCUCAACAUGAGCAACACUAUUGAUGACAGCAUUACUAUCGGUACAAUCGGAAUUCGGUAGUAACAAUUUAAUACAACUUCAAUGCUAUCGAAAAAUCGUUGACAAUCGAUGGUCCAAAACCAGCGAUACUGCCAUAGGUAUAGGUAGGUAUUCAUAGGUCGCAUGUGUCUAAUUUCAUUGAAAUUCUGCCACAUGUGUAUUCUACCAACCCGCAUUAGAGCAGCGUGGUGGAAUAAGCUCCAAACCUUCUCCUCAAAAGGGAGAGGAGGCCUUAGCCCAGCAGUGGGACAUUAACAGGCUGUUACUGUUACUGUUACUCAUAGGUUUUAGUUAAAACGAAUGAAUUUCGCAAUACUAUCGAGACGAUCGUUACUAUCGAAUGAAUUACUUUAAAUAGUAUCAAUAGUAUUGCUGUUAUCAAUAGUAUUCACACGCGGCUAUAAUGUCGAUACACUAUCGAUACAAUUGUUUACACUUUUACUAUCGAUAAACAAUCGAUUGGCUAUCGAUAAUGGACUAUCGACAAGCAUCACUACGGCUCAAUAUAUCUUGAAUUCUGUAGGAUAACAUCAAUGUGAUUAAAUGUAAUGUAAUUUUUAGGUUAUAUAAAGUAUAAUUUAAUAUUAAGAUUAAAAUGGUGUAAUGUUUUUAAUCUGGAA
This is a messenger RNA of Nymphalis io (European peacock), 3138 nucleotides long. RefSeq names its product alpha-tocopherol transfer protein-like. Bases 111 to 1049 code for a protein of 312 amino acids. The record is from RefSeq and is a predicted model, not a curated record. NCBI's taxonomy places the organism in Eukaryota, Metazoa, Arthropoda, Insecta, Lepidoptera, Nymphalidae. Gene Ontology annotation, molecular function: phosphatidylinositol bisphosphate binding. Gene Ontology annotation, cellular component: membrane. The transcript has 8 exons.